Molecule: messenger RNA, 1207 nt
Organism: Caenorhabditis auriculariae
Lineage: Eukaryota; Metazoa; Nematoda; Chromadorea; Rhabditida; Rhabditidae
Source: the annotation of a GenBank genome assembly
AUGAUGAUGUCGCCAACUUCCAAGCACAUGCGGACCAUGAAGCCGUUCAACAUGUUCCAUAGACCGGGUAAAUUUUGAAGAUUUUUCUAUCUCUAGGAAGUGGCUGACUGUUCUUCGAAUUUCAGAGGAACUAUUUAAAAAAGUUUCAAUCUUACUUCUUCUCACUACCCCAGGAUUUUCUUAAAAGAUAAGGCAUGAAAAACGACGAUUUCAGAAGGCUCGUUGUGUAUCUGGCUGAACGGAGACAUGGCAGCGGAACGGCCUUUCUGGGUGAAGGCCUGGAAUUCGGCUGUCCGACGCGUUUGCACCGACGGCGCCUCCGGAAGAGUCCUUCAGAGGUUUCCAGGCCUUUGCUUUCUGAAAACCGGAUCUGAUGAAGGAAGAGUGAUCUGAAGAUGCCUCACGCCGUUUGCGGCGACUUCGACUCGAGCAACAACAACACGAUGGAGCACAUGAUGAAAAUGUCUGUCGAGUGAGUUGUUGCUGCUUUUUUCUCCGAAACGGAGUCGGUUUCAGAGUUUGUCCCCUUCUCGAUCAGAACGCCACAGAUCUUCAGAAAACGCUCAAAUAUUGCAUGGAGAUGUUGGAAAAAAAUCCGGAAGUCAAUUUUAUUUUCACUGAAUCAUCUUAACUUCAAAUUUUGACUAAAGAAUUCGAACAUAAGCAACGGUUCCGCAAGAAAUUAAAAGUCCCUCGAAUCUCGGAGCCAGAUUGAAAAACUCCGAAAAUUCAGGUGAAAUGCGAGAGAAUCGUUCUUCUCGGAGGUCUUAACGGCCGCUUCGACCACACAAUGGCGACGUUGUCCACCCUGGCACACUACUGCGAGAUGAAAAUCCCGAUUUAUGCGAUUGACGGUGAAAAUCUCGUCUUUUGUCUGUCGCCUGUAAGGAAAUAUUGAGUCGAAGAAAAUUAAUAGAAGUAAAUUUUGAGGGGGAGUCGAUGAUCAUGUGUGAGCACAACUUGUGUUCAAAGAAGUGCGGCCUGAUGCCGUUGUGUCAGAGAACCACUAAAGUGACUACUCGCGGAAUGAAGUGGAACCUCGGUUCGUUGAAAAAAAGCUUUUUCCAAACAAAAAAGUUGUUCGUUUCCAGACGACUCCGAAAUGGAGUUCGGCAAGAUGAUCAGCACUUCGAACGAAAUCAUGGACGAAGAAAUCUAUGUCAAAUGUUCGGCUCCAACCUUGUUCUCGAUGGAAAUGCACAUGUGA